UGCCGGACCGCGAGCUCCCUUUUCUUUCUCUCUUUACGAACAUUCUUCUCUCUUUCACUCUCGCCACUUCCGGUGCAGUGUGCGCACUUGCUCUACUUUCCUCGCUCUUGUUGGGCAGAAUAAACCUAGACGUUGUUACUGAAAAGACGUGUCCGUCUCGUUCAACCCAGCUCUACAAAGUGGUGACCCGGACGUGAUUCGCGGCACUGCCGAAGUAUUGUAGAGCCAUGCAACGCAACGAGACGCACCCCAACACGGAAGCUACUGGCACGACCGAUCAUGACGUCUCUGCGGUCUCCUUCCGACUUCCACCUUACUGGGACCGCAACCCUUCGAUCUGGUUCCUGCAAGCAGAGUCACAAUUCGUGCUUUCUGGCGUGCGCACGGAACAACGCAAGUACCAUCUCGUUGUUUCGGCGCUCUCACCUGCCGCUGCCGAAGAGGUAUGUGACCUGCUUUCAGGACCGCCCUCCGCCACACCAUACAGCACUCUCAAGGCUGCUCUGUUGGAGCGAACGACGGCAUCACAGCGUUCUCGCAUCCAACAACUGCUCUCCGCGGAGGAAUUGGGCGACCGCCGGCCAAGCCAGCUUCUUCGUCAUAUGCGUACACUGAUGAGUAGCAGCACAACCCCCACAGAUGACAACUUGCUGCGCGAACUCUUUCUGCAGCGCCUUCCGGCCAAUGUGCAAAUGGUCCUCGCCACUGCAUCCACGUUGGACCUCAACAGUUUGGCCAGCCUGGCAGAUAAAGUCCUGGAGGUAGCGACGCCGUAUGUGUGCAACGUCACGCCAUCAUCCAACAACGUGAGUGUCGUUCCACAGAUAUCAUCUGCCCCUGCUUCUCCUAUCGACGCACUUUGCCAUCGCUUGGAAGAACUGGUUUGUGCUGCGGAGCGUCAUUACCCCCCACCACGUCACCGAAGAAACCGCAGCCCAAGCACCCCGCGGUAUGGACGAGAACAACGCUCCCGGUCUCCCACACCACCAAGGAUGUGUUUUUACCACCGUCGUUUUGGGAAGGACGCGCGUCACUGUCUCCAACCUUGCUCGUGGCAGGAAAACAAGAAGGCCGACCAAUAACGGCGACGACGGGUCAAGGCCAACCAGAAAGUCGCCUACUACACGUCAUGUGCAGAAUCACAGGCCAGCAGUACCUGGUGGACACUGGUGCAGAGGUCAGCAUCAUUCCGGCACAAAAAUCCGACCGAACGACACCCCCGAUCUUCUACCUUCAAGCUGUCAACGGUAGCAAGAUCCCCGUGUACAAAUCGCGGUCGCUCACUCUCAACCUCGGCUUGCGCCGCGUGUUUCGUUGGGUUUUUCUCGUCGCUGACGUACGCCGUGCCCUCAUUGGCGCUGACUUCUUAAACCACCAUGGACUGCUGGUCGACGUGAAACGGCAUCGACUGCUAGACACUACUACACUUCUCUCUGUUCAUGGUGUCGUUUCCCAUGACUCAUGCAUAAUCGCCCCAACUACA
Rhipicephalus sanguineus (brown dog tick) is the source of this 1483-nucleotide messenger RNA. RefSeq lists its product as uncharacterized. NCBI's taxonomy places the organism in Eukaryota, Metazoa, Arthropoda, Arachnida, Ixodida, Ixodidae. The coding region runs from base 228 to 1082 and encodes 284 amino acids. The transcript has a single exon. The record is from RefSeq and is a predicted model, not a curated record.